AUGAAAUUCCGAGGCCUUAUUUUUUGGUUAGUUUUAAAUGUGAAUUGGCAAGAAGUAUUGACUGCCGAAUCGAAUGCAGAGCCAAAAAGUGAUAACGAAUAUUCAAAAAUUGACCACACAGUUCCUAAUAUUCCUCUAGACUCCUGUAACAUGGAAGAUUUUGCUUGUCUUGCAAUGGCUCACAAGGACCGCUUAGGUCUAGAAGCAAUAAAGCAAUUACACAAACAGCUAGAUGAUGACAAAGAUGGCAACAUAGACUUAUCAGAAUCAGAUGAUUUUCUGAAAGAAGAAUUGAAAUAUAAUUCUGGUGCAGAGAAGAGACAGAAGAAUUUCCAUCGUAAUGAUGAUUAUCACAUUUCUGUGAGAGAAUUGUGGGAAGCUUGGUUGAAAUCUGAGGUUCACAACUGGACUGUGGAGCAAACCACUGACUGGUUGACUUCCUGUGUUGAAUUACCACAAUAUGUUCCUAAAUUUAUUGAGAACAGAGUUACUGGUGCCAAUUUGCCUAGAUUAGCAGUCAACAAUGCACCAUACUUGGCAGUUCUGGGAAUCAAAGACCCCAUUCACAAACAGAAAAUCGCCCUCAAGGCAAUGGACGUUGUACUGUUUGGACCGCCUAAAGAUGUGCCCUAUUGGAAAGACCUGACUCUGAUCUUCCUGAGCAUCGUGGGCGGUCUGGGCGUGUGGUACGCCUACCAGCAGAACAAGAAGUUCAAGCGCCAUCUGACGCGCAUGAACAGCGACAUGGACAGUCUGCAGAAUGCAGAGCGCGCGCUGGAAAACCUGCAGAAGGAGCUGGAGCAGGCCAGGCAGGCGCAGGAGACCGUCAUCAGCGAGAAGCAGAACUUGGAGAAGAAGCUGCAGGACUCGAAGAGCGAUCUGAAUACGCUGCCGUGCUCGUAUUCGGAUUUGGAGGUUACGCAGCUGAAGGCCGAGAUCGAGAUGUUGAGAACGGAGCUACAACUGGCAGAAGGUGAACUCAAAGACAGAUGUUGGGCGCCCCCUGCGGCCCUACAACAAUGGUUGCAACUCACACAUGAAAUCGAAAAUAAGGCCUAUUUGAAGAAGAAGAUUUCUGCCGAGAAACAGUUGCAACAGGCCAGAGAAGCAUGCGAAAAACUGAGAAAGAAAAGAUCCAGCCUGGUGGGGGCGUUCGUCUCGACGCACGGCAAGUCCAUAGACGAGGUGGACAGGAGCAUAGUGGAGGCGCGCACCUCCUUGAACGAGGUCACGCAAGAGCUGCAGGAGAGGGUGCUCCGGUGGAAGCAGAUCGAGAUGCUGUGCGGCUUCAACAUCAUGAACAACAACGGCUUCAAUUACUUGGAGAACGCCCUGUAUAGGAGCACGAACGGGCGCACGAUCGGACUCAGAGGACGUAUGAGCAGUAUGGAUGACUUGGACGAAGACACCAGUUCUGUGUAUGGUAGUACCUUCCCAGGAUAUCACCACAGAGACGCAGACUCUUCGGGCAGCGAGACCAGCAAGCAGGAGGAAGACGCUGGGGUGUCCAACGAGGCCAGGGUCGGCAGAGGUCACAUACAGUUCCUUGUGGGCGAUGAGGGACCUGACGAGAGCAGUCCGACACAACCUUAUCGGCCAAUAACCAGCCGACUGUCCUCCCAUCCGAAAAGCAUCAGCCAAACCAACAUCGCUUUCAGCCCCCCUAUCAAGUCAACGCCGAUAGUGCGGUCCGUGUCCCAGGACAUCCAGAUGCCCGGAGUGGAACUGCGACACAAAUCGUCGCAGUCCGAAUCGAACUUGGAGUCGAUCAAGCCGAAGUCGGGGUCUCAGAGGCACGUGACGAUCAAGGAGCAGCAGACCUCGACUGCGCCCGUUGAAGACGACAUCUGUUCGACGGACUCGUCGAAUGUGGACGAAAACGACGGGAAGAAGAAGAAGCGCAAGUUGAAUUUUUUCGCGAGAAAGAGCAAGAAUAAAGGUGAUUGA
Phaedon cochleariae (mustard beetle) is the source of this 1947-nucleotide messenger RNA. The record is from the annotation of a GenBank genome assembly. Lineage: Eukaryota; Metazoa; Arthropoda; Insecta; Coleoptera; Chrysomelidae.